AUGCGCAGUGUUCCGCAACGAGAGCGCGGGAAGAGCAUAACAGGGUUCAACUUGGUGCUAUCUCUUCACUCUAGUGUCUUGUCAGUGGACACAAAUAUUGUGCCGCAACAUAAAUUUUUAAAUCUAUCUCGCUCUAUCCCGCGGAACAAAUACUUGCGAUGGAUUGUGGCCGGGCUGGUGCUCUUAGCAAUCUCCGCGGUAUUUGCAGACGACGAGAUACGGGAGGAGCGGGACCAUGAAGUCCUCAUUCGUAACGAGAGGGGAGCUAAAAAUAGAGAGACUUGCCGAUACGUCAGGGGGUCAUGGUCCGAUUGUGACCCGAAAUCGAACGUACGAUCCCGUACUCUUACACUGAAGAAAGGCGACCCCGUUAGCUGCGAGCGGUCAAAGACAAUACAAAAGAAAUGCAAGAAAGCCUGCCGCUACGAAAAAACUUCUUGGAGUGAGUGCAACCCUAACGGUGAAAUGUCGCGCACCGACAUGCUGAAGGCAAAUAGCGACCCCACAUGUGACCAGAGUCGUCGCGUAACGAAAAAAUGCAAUAAGAACAAACAAGUGAAAUCCACCAAGGACAAGGGUCGCCGGAAUCGCCAGUAA
This is a messenger RNA of Pieris macdunnoughi, 597 nucleotides long. NCBI's taxonomy places the organism in Eukaryota, Metazoa, Arthropoda, Insecta, Lepidoptera, Pieridae. The record is from the annotation of a GenBank genome assembly.